GAGCUUUUUUGUUUGCUUGUUUGAGAAACCUUGCUACCUUGCUCGGACGGGACUUCUCCGAUCGCUUGAUCGCACAGUAUCCGUCGGUAUCAGAGCGUUCCCUGCGCGCUUUAGUAAUCCCGGCUGCUUCUAAUGAAUGAAUUCGGGAAAAGGACUUGGAAGUUUUGGUGCGUUUUAAACUAUCGCUUCGCCAUAGCUACUAUCCCUACAUCUCAACUCCAGCGAUUUUUUUCGGGAGCCGGAAUCGAGAGAUUUUAGCUCCUAAGAAAACUUUUCUCCAUGGCUGACAACGACAAUGUGGUAUUUCACCAGCAGCUACUAUCAAUUGAUGAAAACUUAGGGAAGGACGAUGUAGAAGAUCUGAAAUUUCUCUGUUCUGAUUUCAUCUCAUUAAAGAAGCUGGAAACAGUGAAAUCAGCCCUGGAUAUUUUCCAGUUUCUCAUCAAUGAGGACUUAAUUAAUAAGGAUGAUACUUUUCUCAUAGCAGAGCUUCUCUACAUUAUCGGGUGUAACUCUCUGCUCCAGAAACUUGGUUAUACUAAAGUGAUUGUUCAAGAAGAACUGCCUAAGAGAGGAAAGGUAUCUGGUUAUCGACAGUUGCUGUAUAAAAUAACACAAGACCUCACAAAGGAUAAUGUGGAGAAUGCUGCGUUUCUUCUGAAGAUCCAUCUCCCAAAGAAGCAACCCAUUAAGUCAGCUUUGGAGUUGCUGACUUCCCUGGAGAAAAAAGGCCUUCUACUGGAGUCUGACCUGAGCGUUAUUGAAUGUAUCUGCCAGAAAAUAGCACCUCAUCUCCUGAAGAAAAUACAUAUGUACAAACAAGCAAAAGAACACCUUUACGAUGAAAAAUUUGGGAGCCUACGAGAGCACAGUGGAAAAAUUUGUUCUUUAGCUGCAAAUCUAGAUCUCAAGGCAGAACCUGUGUUUGAUUCCUUGGGACAGGGGUUGCAACAAACUCCCAGGGAUACGAAUGCUGUGACGUUAUCUCAGUAUAAAAUGGAUGGGGAGUGCAGAGGAUAUUGUCUUAUUAUUAACAAUGUCAAUUUUGAAGGUGGUCUCAGAAAAAGGAAUGGAUCUGAGAAAGAUGCCAUGGAGUUGAAACACGUGUUCACUUGGCUUGGAUUCAAAGUGAAAAAGUAUGACGACCAGUCUUCCACAGAAAUUCAAAACCUUUUGCAGUUCUGGCAGUCUUCUAUGGAUUGGAAAGACGGUGACUGUCUGGUAUGCUGUAUUCUAUCUCAUGGAAAGUCUGGGCAAAUUUUUGGGACAGAUGAAUGUCUGAUUCCAAUCCGUACCAUCACAUCAUACUUCAAAGCCAACCAUUGCCCAUUGUUGGCUCAGAAACCUAAGCUAUUCUUCAUCCAGGCCUGUCAAGGUGAAAAGACACAGCAGCCAGUCCGCCUUGAAGAAGACACCGGCCAUGCUACCUCAUUUGAACCAGAUGCACAAAGUUCAGGAUUUGUGUCUUCCCGGCAGCUGACCUCAAGUAUUCCAGAUGAAGCAGAUUUCCUGCUUGGCAUGGCCACUGUAGAUGGCUAUCUCUCUUUCCGGCAUGUACAUGAAGGGAGUUGGUACAUUCAGGCUCUUUGCAGUAAGUUGCAGCUCCUGGUGCCAAGAGGUGAAGAUAUAUUAUCCAUUCUUACAGAAGUCAAUGAAGAAGUGAGCAAACGUGCAGAUGCUCAAGGUGAAAAGAAACAAAUGCCCCAACCAGCUUAUACUCUCAGGAAAAAAUUGAUCUUCCCUGUGCCUAAAGAACCCUUUGUGUCAUCAAAGCAGAGUUCAGACAUGCAAUAAUUUAGAUUGCUGGGGACAUAGAGAGAAAAGAUUGGUGAGUUCCAAAAGAACUCUCUUGUUUUCAUUAAUUCUUUGCUGUGCUUUGAACAGGAAUACCUGUUGUCUUCUCAAAGCUAUUUGAUGUUUAAGAAGAUGAAGAGGCAUGUACUUUCUCCAUCCGCCAUUCAUUGCAUAUGUAAAAAAUGAUUUGUAUGAUCAGCACAUUUCUUAAGCAAGGCUUCUUUUCUAGAGCUGAAGGAUAUCAGAUAUGGUCUAACUAGGUUUACUUCAUUGGGAAGGAGUAGACUGCAGAAUCAUUGAUACUCAGCAAUAUAUCUCCAAGCCCAGGAGCAACCUUUGUGGGUUAAACGAGAUCUUUUUUAUUAUUACCACAAUAAAUAAAUUAAUAUGUCCUUCAGCUAUUAAAUACAGUGGAUACUCUGCUAUAUUUAUUUAAUGUUUUAUAGAGGCAGGGAAGAUGCAUUUUGCAGAAGCCUUGAUUGUAGAUUUUGCCUAAGUUUCAACUCUCUUGCAAGAAGUUAAUGAAAUCCAGAACUAAAGCCAUAUAAAAGACAGAACAUAGUAGUUCUGUUUCCCCUGUUCAAUGGGAAAAUGUUUCGUCUAAUCCACAGCAGAUAGGGACUGUACAUUGUAAAUUGUACAUGUACAGUUGCAAAUUGAACAUCUGAACAGUUGCAUUAGGGUGAGGAGGAAAUACAGUGAAAUGAUAAAUUACAAUGCAGGGUUUCAGAGCAGAGAGGUAAGACUUCAACAAAGAAAUGAUGGAUAACUAAUGAUACAUUGUUGCAAAGACUGGCAAAGGAGGCCACAAAGAGGCCAAUCUCAAGCCAAUAAAAAUUGUAUCAGGAAAGAAA
This is a messenger RNA of Pseudonaja textilis, 2648 nucleotides long. The record is from RefSeq and is a predicted model, not a curated record. NCBI's taxonomy places the organism in Eukaryota, Metazoa, Chordata, Lepidosauria, Squamata, Elapidae.